AAUGGCGCCAUUGCUGAGAACCCCACUUCUCGCUUUUCUUUCCUCGGGUCACUCACAACUCUCAGUCCUCAAACACAACAAAAUAUCCCCCGCAGUGCUCUAGGACCUUCGAGGACACGAUACUGUGGUCUUCGCUGCACUUUUGAUAUUUACCGAGCUGAUUUCUUGAAGGCUCACGACAGCCCGUCCAGCCGGUCUUCCGCAAACUCACAGCUCGACAUCGCAAGUCAGAAUGGCAAGUACAUUCAUAUGUUUGCCAGCAGCUCCCCAGUUGUUGUUUGAAUUAGGCAAGCCCCUGACCGGUCCAUCAGGUCCACGCCGACGCGUCCACCUUCGCCGAGGGUGUCACCAAGGAGGAAGCCUACCAGCAGGUGCUGGACCAGGCCGAGGGUCUGUUCUCUGGACAGAGGAACUGGGUAUGUGUGGUCCCCAUGUUCACCUCGCACUGUCUCCGUCGAGGGAUACGAGGUUGUCCCGUCUUCGGCUGGUUGCUGUCGAUGAGCCUGUCCUGUUCCUCUCAUUUUCUUAUCCGAGACAUUCUCAGAACGAGUCCGUAGUAACUAAUCCCCUGUUCUCCCAGGUUUGCAACCUCGCCAACGCCGCCUCCCUCCUCUGGCACGCCUACAAAUCACUCCCCUCGCCAAGCAACCAAGUAAACUGGGCAGGCUUCUACACGCGCGACCCUCUCUCCCCACCGUCGGCGCCGCAGCUCAUCCUGGGGCCCUUCCAGGGCAAGGUGGCGUGCCAGACGAUCGCGUUCGGGCGCGGGGUGUGCGGCACGGCGGCGGCGGCGGGCGCGACGCAGCUGGUGCGCGACGUGGCGCGGUUCCCGGGCCACAUCGCCUGCGACGCGGCCAGCCGCAGCGAGAUCGUCGUGCCGAUCGUCGCGGCCGGCCGCGGCGUGGUCGCCAUCAUCGACGUCGACUGCGCCGUCGAGGACGGGUUUGACGAGGUCGAUCGCGAGUGGCUGGAGAGGUUGGCCAAGCUGCUGGCGGAGGCGUGUGAUUGGCCUUGAGGGCGUUUUGAUGCUGGUGGUUUGACGGGGCGUUGUGUUGAUGGGGAUGUGGGAGGUUCGUAGGGGAGCGAGGGAAAGGGGCAAUGGGUAGUGAGAAACGGUUGAUUUCGAGGGCGGGGGACCCGGAAGGAGGACAUCGACCAUGCAGAGGCUGAAUC
Messenger RNA from Thermothielavioides terrestris NRRL 8126, 1173 nucleotides. RefSeq lists its product as uncharacterized. The transcript has 3 exons. The coding region runs from base 419 to 1015 and encodes 198 amino acids. Gene Ontology annotation, cellular component: cytosol. The record is from RefSeq and is a predicted model, not a curated record. NCBI's taxonomy places the organism in Eukaryota, Fungi, Ascomycota, Sordariomycetes, Sordariales, Chaetomiaceae. Gene Ontology annotation, molecular function: protein binding; L-methionine (R)-S-oxide reductase activity.